Messenger RNA from Chara braunii, 6606 nucleotides. The record is from the annotation of a GenBank genome assembly. NCBI's taxonomy places the organism in Eukaryota, Viridiplantae, Streptophyta, Charophyceae, Charales, Characeae.
UCAAAUAAUAGAGAUGAAGGUUGGGAAAUGUACAGUGCCACCCAUGAUCCAGAAAUCCAGGUUUUCUCUUUCUUUUUUUUUCUUUUUUUUUUUGUUUCCAUCCAAGGGCAUGAAUAUUUCAUGACGUGCACUUGUCUGUUUUUGUGCGCUUGUGUGCAUUUUUCUAUGUAGGUUCUCCCAAAGCAGCUACUUUCACGAGUGUUACCAAACAUAAAGAAAACUGUCGAGUAUGGAGAGCACUUGCGCUGUCGUCAUGGAGAUCGCAGUGCAGCUGCAGGAAAUGCCGGUGCACAGCUUCGUAUGCUGGCGCCUUGCCGAGGCUAUGGAGAAGUUGGCAGCUUGGCUCAAGGCCAGUGAAGGCAUCAACCAGCGGUUAUCUUCUGCAGAGCAGGAUGCACUUAUGACACUUGAUGAUGUUGUUAGGCAAGGAUGGAGCAUUGCUGGGAAGUGGAAUCGGUCCAAUCGGUGGCUGCAGGUUAUUCUUGGCGGCCGGAUGGUCCAAGAGCUAAGGACGUUCGCAGCUGAUCUAUGGAGUUGUUCCCAAGCGUUCACUCUGGUUGAGGAGGUUGACUUCAAAGACGACCUUGGUGCUGCUACGGAACAGCUUGACCUGUUGUUUGAGAGCGACGAGAAGUUUCAUCGGCAGUUUUCUGAAAAGGUUAUGGCGGAGAUGAAGAGGGGAGGCUGCAGGGAUGGAAAGGGUAUUUUACAUGUGCUUGAAUUCUUGAGGGUCCAUUUUGGUGAUGCUGACAAUUUUGAGCUGCAAAAGGAAUGGGAGGAGACGAAGGCGACAUUUAGACCCGAAUUUCGAGUAUGGUCAGACAAAGCAGAAGGACAAAUACGUCCUUUUCUGAGCCUGUCUGUGGAGCAAAACCUCCUAAUCCACAUCCUUCUGUAUUGCUUUGAGACACCUGGUCUGGAGACUACAGCUGCUGAAGGCAUCCAAGGGGGCUCUGGCCAAGGGCCUGAUAGGACGACGGGAGGUGGCCUGCCAUAUGGACAUCAUGUUCUGCAAAGGAGUAUGGAUGACAAUGCCAUCGUUCUCUCUCAGGUAAAGAAGGCGGACCUUGAAAAGCUAGAUGUUUGUCCUUCUCCUUCACGUCCGGUCACUCCAAGUUCGAGCAGUCGAUCGUCAAGCCCGUCAUCAACCUUGCCGAGAACUCCAUCGAGCUUAACAUCAACCCUGACAUGCAAUAAACAGCGAGCUAUAUCGCCUCUGAGCGGUGCAGCAUCUCCGCCCUACUCUCUCCCGGAGGAGUGCCUUUGUCCAAUCUGCGGUGCACUCUUCCGAGAUCCCAUCAUGCUCGAUUCGGGGCAUUCUUUCUGCCGGAAGUGUUUGCGCAAGUGGUGGAGCUCGAACGACGGGAAACAGAAAAUAUGCCCCUUAACAAGGAUGCUUCAUGACGGACCUCUCACCCCAAACUAUGCUCUUGAAAAAGUGACAGCAUCCGUCGACACGGUUUUGCAGCACCUACAUCGGCUUAUUCAUCAGGUACAGAAGAGCAGCAAUACAGCAGCCAUUGUGCCUGAGCGGAUGAUGGCUGACGAGACCACUGUGCAGGCUGCCAUUGAAGUCCUGAAAACUGAUCGCCCUGUUUUGGAGGUUGCAAGAUUUGGGGUGCAGCCUCUCGUCCGGCUUGCAGAUGACUCAGACCUCAGGCAAAUGAUACUCCAACAGGGAUGUGUACACCUGUCUGUCCAGUUGCUGAACAGAUCUUGGUUGGCAGCAGAGGAGGUGUUGACUCUAUGGAAGAAACUGACAAUGGACAGUGUGGCACAAACGGCGAUGCUGGGCACAUUCGAGUCAACACGCCAAAGAAUGGAGCUGAGGGAGAGACGGACAAAGAUUGCUGAGGAGGGAUUCCAAGAGGUGCUGCUUCCCUUGAUAAGGAUGAAAGAGUGGAUGGUUGACCGACUGUCGCUUGCUGUAUUGGCCAAUAUUCUGGAGGAGAGCAAUGCUCGGCACAUUGUCAAAACGAGCCAAGGAGUCCUAGUGAGGGAGUUAUGCAAGAUGAUCAACCUUCAGAGCUGUGCGCAGGAUGCCGGGGUGCUGACGGGUGAGAAUGUCGAAAUCGGAAGGUGUGUGCUGUUUCUUGUGGGCAUCGAGCAUAGGGAUCAGAUCACGCUAUCGGAUGUGCUAGCUGCAUUAGCAAUACUAGCGCAAGAUGAUAAAGACGAGGCGAAGAACGAGCCGUUGCUGGCAAUUGAAAAGCUUCUCGGCGAAAUCCGAGGAGGCGAAGAUGGCUUGAUUGAAUCCCUGAGGGAGGCUGUAAGGGAUUCACAAUUCUUGGUGGUGGUGCUGUCUCUGUUGAGUGCUCGCCAAUCCACGCGGGUGAACACUUCAGCACUGAAGAUACUUUAUGAGAUGUCACAUGACAUGGAUUGCAUCGAGAUGGGGGUCACCACUUAUGGGUUCAACAUAGUUAAGAGACUGCUGGAGAUGAUGGAAUGGGAGGAAUUCACCAUGGGAGGUGUCUUUGAAUUGAGCGCACAAGUGCUAUCUAACUGGAUUGCAAGAGGGGGCGCAACACUUCGUGCUGAUCUGCUGAGAUCGGGAGGCAUCCCAAAACUUGUGCGGAUGUUGAGAGAGUGUUGCUCCGAGGAAAAAGGCUUGUCCGAGCAAAGAGCAAGCGCCCGUGGGGACAUUCUGCACAUCUUUGCUAAUUUGGCUGGUAGUGAUGAUGUAUGCCGAGCCGCAUUUUGCGGCAUAGGAACGAUUGAACUGCUAGUCAGAAUUCUCCAGAACUCAGCAACGCUUUCUUCGGGCAGCUUUGCUGGGUUGAUGCAAAAGAGAAUGGCCAAUGAGGAUAAGCAAAACCCCAUCGACGACGACCCUCACGGCAUAGUUCCUUUCAUUCUUGCACAGCUUGUGCUGUUCCCGGGAUGCCGAAAGGAUCUCCUGGCAUGCCAAGGCCUACGAGCCAUUGUCAACGCUCUCAGAUCCCGCUUCAAGACCCUGAUGUUCCGCGCAAAUGCUGCAAUGGCCUUGGAGACACUCGCAGCAUUUGACGAAACUUCAUGCAAGGUUGUUAUAUCGGAGAUAGAACACCCCUACGUGAUAUCGAUCUUGAAAGGGGAUGUGUCAUUGAGUGCUCGAGCAGCAGCAGCAGGACUCUUGGCGGUAAUGAUGAGAAGAAGAGACGGCGGGGGCUUGCUGCGCAAUGAGGCCAUUGUUGCUCCACUUGUGGACUGGGUCCAUCUGACAAAAGAUCAAGGGGAACAGGAGCAGCUCAAGGUAAUCGCCGCAUUUAGGCGUGUUGUCAUGGAUACUCAGUGUUGGCUGCAGAUUGUGAAAACCAAGGGGGGAGUGGAUGCGGUUGUGAUUUUCAUAACCUGCCAAAGGGCAUGCGCCCAAUGCAAGGAGAUCGCUCUUGGAGUCCUGACAACGGCCAUAAAAAAAACAAAAGCUUGGAUGGACGAGUUCAAAGACAACAGACUGUGGGAUGGGUUAUGCGGCGUAAAUGUCAUCAACGUUUUACUCAGCACUCUAGAACGGGGAGGAAUCCUUGUCGGCGAGGAGGACAAGCCACCGGGCCCCACUGCUCAGCAGAAAGGCCAUCAUCGUCAGCCUAAGGACGAAAGCAGUUUGUAUCGUAAGGUACCCAUCGAUUCUGAUCUGAUGCAAGAUGUCGCAGAAGCACUGUUUUUGCUCGUGGACAGCAAUGCGACGGCCGGCAGGCAAAUUCUGAAGGCAGGUGGGUGCAAGAUUCUCAUGAGGAGCUUGAUGGGACGCCACCUGGCAGAAGGUGGUGAAGCAGAUCCCUCUCUGCUUGCUCAGCAAACAACUGCCUACAACGUCUUUGAUCUAUACAUUUGCGGUCUACUGGGCAGGCUUAUGGAAUAUGGAAUUGAGGGUGUGAAGGCAGUUUCCGAGGUCGGGGGUGCAUAUGCUCUCGUGUGCGUGCUGGUCCACGAAUACUCGCUCGAAUGGAUGCUCCAGUCAAUGGUCAGCCUUAGACACAUGGCCAGUGCCUCUGAGGAAUUCAAUCAACUGGCGGGUGACUGCGGUGCUGUUGAUGCAAUAACAAAAGCACUGAGAGUAUCUGGGAUAGGAGCAGCGGGUGAUUGGGCGGACAAGACACCGCUCAGUACUGCCGGAGAUGACCCAGGUACUGAGCCGGUGGUCGAGACAAUAUGUGCCAUUCCCGCAUUCUUGAAGGAGGGAAUAAGUGCUCUGAGUGCUCUGGCCCAGCAUCAGCAAAACAGGGGGAGAAUCAUUAGUAGUGGUGGGAUUGACGUUCUCAUAGAUGCUGUCUUCAAAGGAAUCGAGCAGGGAGAUCGGGUAUUUGCCGAGGAGGCCAUGGAAGCACUUUAUCAGGUGAGCCGAAGUGAGGUGAUCUCCACACCAUUGCUGAUGGAGAUGAUGCUUGGAAUUAUAGUAUCCAAGUGCAGCAAUGGUGCUGAGAAUGGCACAGGGGGAGGCAUCGGUUCGUUGGUGGACGACACGCCAAGAUGGCAUCCGAACAGGUCACCGAGAUCAGUGAUAACCAUGGCAGUGCUUGAGAGGGCGAUAUGGGUACUAAGGAACAUGGUAUUGGAGGGGAUUCCAUAUAGUUCUCGAGAGAAAGUGAUGACUGCAAUGAUCGCUGUGCUAAAACGAUCGUGGGCGUCGUCUUCGCACUUGGUGUCGGCAGCAGGUCUGCUUCAUGGAGCGAUCUCUACUCUGGACUUGUUAACGACAUCGAGCGAAGAGAGGGAGAAGCUGCGAAAACGCAGCGGAUUGCCGCUGCUUGUGGGAGUUUUGAAGUGUAUGGGCGUUCAAGGACUGAUCACGAAUGGCGAAUGCGCUGCCAACUCCGUUGUGACCUGCGGUACCCAUAUCCUCAAGAAGUUCAUGGAUGAUCCGGGCGGUAAGGGAGAAGUGUUUCGAGCCAACAUUGUGCCGGUAUUAGCCGACUGGUUAUGCCGCCCAGCCUCAAAGAACAACGGGCCCGACUGCAUGGCUUGUGAUGCCCUAAAGCUACUCGAUAAGCUGGUCGACAGCUCGUUGACCUCUCUGCCGAGGCCAACGUUGUCACGCACAGGCAAGGUGGUGCAGAAAGAGCUCGUCGAAGCUAUGAAUCAGGCGGAGUGUUUUGAUGGGCUAGCCAAGCUCUCAUUGUCAAGCCCACAUAGCAUCUGCAAGGAGUAUUCAAGGAAGCUUCUCGACUCGUGGAUGGAAACAUGCACUUUCAAGGCUCUGAAGCAGUACGUUGCGGCAGCUGACUCCUAUGCGCUCGCUAAGUCAAUCCGCUGAGAGCCACUACACAGACAGAGAGGAGGUUGCGCACGGCUGCAGCUGACUCGUAUGCUCUCGCUAAGCCAGCUCGGUGAGAGCCAUGACACAGCCAAACAAAGAAGGAGGUUGACGAGGUUGAACCCGGCUCAGUUAAUAGACUCAUUAUCUGAGCGUCAGCAAACUUAACCAGCUUCCCAGACUCACCGCCAACAACGCAACUUACUCUACUGCUGACUCAGCAGCUGACCCGGUCACCUGACCCAGCCAUGGGCUCAGGGCCAGUUUCACUACAGCAUCAGUCAACUUAGACUCAGCAGACCCAACAACAGUUGGACUCCGUGGAGUUAUUACAAUUACCUGACUCGUCCUUCGGAACAUCUGUUAAAAUUGGAACAAUACAGAGAAAGAUUAGCAUGGCCCCUGUGCGAGGAUGGCGUGCACAAACAGACAAACUACCUGACUCAGCAGACAUAACAGCAGCCGUUGGAGCGGCACAUGCAGCAGCAGCAGCCAUCAAGCGCUAAGCCAGACACAGCACCAAGAGAGCAUAGCAAGCUCUGUGGAUCAACUCAAUGAACAUCAGCAGAGAUAGCAUACUCAAAAAAUCACAUAGGACACCAAGACUCAGCAGCAGAAGCAGAAGCAGAAGCAGAAGCAGAAGCAGCAGCAGGACCAGGAGGUUUUUACUAGACCCUCACGGUCAUCAGCUCACUGCGAAGGAACGAAGCAAACCUGGGAGAUCCAGGAGCAGGUCCAACAGAGCAGUCUGCAUGGCGCAUUCAUCGCGAUGCUCAGAGCAGAGUCAGCUAUGGCAUAUCCGUCUGCUAGGCAGCAGACUAUGUGCGGGUCCAACAGAGCAGUCUGCAGGACUCAGUGUGGCGUAAUCAAUCUGCUUAGAGCAGAGCCAGCAUAGUGAACAGACUACAUAGACUUGGCAGCAGGAGACAAGUGUGGGGACCACCCUGCAUUCACCAUCACCCCCUGCCUGCGAACAAAGCACUGUCAGAAGCAGGGCCAGCAGACUCCAUGGACUCAGAAAACUCGGCGAUCACAAGAAUGCUGAGCAUAGUUGAGUGAGCUCAAAAGACCUCGUACCUAGAGCAGAGCGGGUUGAAUUACUGCGCAGAUGCUGUCACAUGGAGCAUGACUUUUUUGCACAAUUCAGAGGCACAUCUCUGUCGCCAGCCUAACCAAUACAAGCGGACUUUCUGCUUAUUUAAUCCAAGCAGUCAGUUUUUCAUUACUCUAAUUAUUCUUGGAUUUGAAUUUUGAAGUUUUGAAGUUUUGAACAUCAUUUCUACUUAUACUUGAAGUUUGAUUUGUACAGCCGGGGGGGGGGGKGAGGGGGGGGGGUYUUYUUAUCAGGAUAAUGAAUGAGUCAAGCAACG